Eubalaena glacialis (North Atlantic right whale) is the source of this 1184-nucleotide messenger RNA. It is a transcript of the gene CCNB1IP1, whose product is annotated as cyclin B1 interacting protein 1. Gene Ontology annotation, molecular function: ubiquitin protein ligase activity. The coding region runs from base 254 to 1174 and encodes 306 amino acids. The transcript is spliced from 6 exons. Gene Ontology annotation, biological process: reciprocal meiotic recombination. Gene Ontology annotation, cellular component: synaptonemal complex. Lineage: Eukaryota; Metazoa; Chordata; Mammalia; Artiodactyla; Balaenidae. The record is from RefSeq and is a predicted model, not a curated record.
GAAGAUGGAAUCCACUGAGGAAGGAAGGCCUAGGUCUUCAGCACCGUGUGUGCCAGCCCAGAAGCAGCAGUGUGAAAGCCUCUGCAACAUCUGCUACAGACCCCUAAAAAUCAGGUGGGGUUGGAUUUGGACAUCCUCAGUAGGAAUGGUUAAGUGCUGAUGGGAUCAUAAACAGAUGAUGCCAGAUAGUUGAUAAAUCCUAUAGCUCAACUUGAUUCCUAGAUACAAGCUGGAUUCAUUUGAUACCACAGAAAUGAAACUUUGGGAGACUGGAUUGGAGUCUCCCUUCUUUCCCAGCCUGGAACUCUUGGGAGCUCAUCUGGAAACCUUAUUAUCUAUUAUGUCUUUGUGUGAAGACAUGCUGCUUUGUAACUAUCGCAAGUGUCGCAUCAAACUCUCUGGUUAUGCGUGGGUCACUGCCUGCUCUCAUAUAUUCUGUGAUCAGCAUGGCAGUGGUGAGUUUAGUCGUUCACCAGCUAUCUGCCCUGCCUGCAACAGUACUCUUUCUGGAAAGCUAGAUAUUGUCCGCACAGAACUCAGUCCAUCAGAGGAAUAUAAAGCCAUGGUAUUGGCGGGACUUCGACCAGAGAUUGUGUUGGACAUUAGCUCCCGAGCACUGGCCUUCUGGACGUAUCAGGUACACCAGGAGCGUCUCUAUCAAGAAUACAAUUUCAGCAAGGCUGAGGGCCAUCUGAAACAGUUGGAGAAGAUAUAUACUCAGCAAAUACAGAGCAAGGAUAUAGAAUUGACCUCUAUGAAAGGGGAGGUCACCUCCAUGAAGAAAGUGCUAGAAGAAUACAAGAAAAAGUUCAGUGACAUCUCUGAGAAACUUAUGGAGAGAAAUCGCCAGUAUCAAAAGCUCCAAGGCCUCUAUGAUAGCCUUAGGCUACGAAAUAUCACUAUUGCUAACCAAGAUGGUACCCUUGAACCAUCUAUGAUUGCACAGUCUGGUGUUUUUGGCUUCCCAUUAGGGAGCAACUCCAAGUUUCCUUUGGACAGUACACCAGUUCGAAAUCGGGGUGGUGGAGAUGGAGAUUUUCAGUUCAGACCAUUUUUUGUGGGUUCUCCCACAGCACCUGAACCCACCAACAGCUUUUUUAGUUUUGCCUCCCCAAGUAAUGAAUUAGAGCAGCAGCAAGUCUCUAGCAGGGCCUUUAAAGUAAAAAGAAUUUAGUUCACCUUAC